CUCUUCCUCUGAAGCUUCACAUCGCUGCUAGGGUUUUAGGGAUCACCACAUUCACACACUUCUCUCAAGAAAUUCAGCCAAGAUGAAGACUAUUCUGUCCUCAGAAACCAUGGAUAUUCCUGACGGAAUCACCAUCAAGGUGAAAGCAAAGCAAAUCGAAGUUGAAGGACCAAGGGGCAAGCUCGUACGUAACUUCAAGCAUCUCAAUCUGGAUUUUCAACUAAUCAAAGAUGAGGAAACAGGACAGAAGAAAUUGAAGGUUGAAGCUUGGUUUGGAUCUCGUAAAACAACUGCUGCUAUCCGUACAGCGCUUAGCCAUGUUCAGAAUCUUAUCACUGGUGUUACUAAGGGGUAUAGGUACAAGAUGAGGUUUGUGUAUGCUCACUUUCCUAUCAAUGCUUCCAUUACUGGUGGUAACAAGUCCAUUGAGAUCCGUAACUUUCUCGGCGAGAAAAGGGUUAGGAAAGUUGACAUGCUUGAUGGGGUAGCAGUUGUUCGAUCUGAGAAGGUUAAGGAUGAGCUUGUAUUGGAUGGAAAUGACAUUGAGCUUGUCUCUCGCUCUGCAGCUCUCAUUAACCAAAAAUGCCAUGUGAAGAACAAGGAUAUCCGAAAGUUUCUUGAUGGUAUCUAUGUCAGUGAGAAGGGUAGAAUUGUUGAAGAAGAAUGAGUACUUUACAAGUAGGCAUGUUGGUGAUGAUCCAUUUCCCAAAUGCUCGUUUUACCUUAUCUUUUAAGUUCAUUUGGAGACUAUAUAUCACAGACUUGUUUGAAGUUCAGUUUUCUAGGUCUUGUUUUGAAAUUUUGUUGACAAAGUGGAUUUGGUUAUUUCAAUUGUGCCAAAUGUUUCAGUUCCUGUUAUCUUUGGGUGAGAAUUGUUUGAUUCUAAAAUUUAAGGGCAUGAUUAUUGGAA
Messenger RNA from Lycium barbarum (goji berry), 910 nucleotides. RefSeq names its product large ribosomal subunit protein uL6z/uL6y. Bases 83 to 667 code for a protein of 194 amino acids. Gene Ontology annotation, biological process: cytoplasmic translation. The transcript is spliced from 3 exons. Gene Ontology annotation, molecular function: rRNA binding; structural constituent of ribosome. The record is from RefSeq and is a predicted model, not a curated record. Lineage: Eukaryota; Viridiplantae; Streptophyta; Magnoliopsida; Solanales; Solanaceae. Gene Ontology annotation, cellular component: cytosolic large ribosomal subunit; ribosome.